This is a messenger RNA of Coccinella septempunctata (seven-spotted ladybird), 3503 nucleotides long. It is a transcript of the gene aub, whose product is annotated as piwi-like protein Siwi. The transcript has 11 exons. Bases 161 to 3391 code for a protein of 1076 amino acids. Gene Ontology annotation, molecular function: protein binding; piRNA binding. Gene Ontology annotation, cellular component: P granule. Gene Ontology annotation, biological process: regulatory ncRNA-mediated gene silencing. Lineage: Eukaryota; Metazoa; Arthropoda; Insecta; Coleoptera; Coccinellidae. The record is from RefSeq and is a predicted model, not a curated record.
AGUUUUACUGUUGGUAGCAUUGAAAUGCGACCUACAUCCGGUCAGUUAUUCGAAGACCGCAAGAGGAAAGAAGCACCAUAACAUAUUUGUUUAGUAAGUGGAUGGAGUAAUCUUCGGGUUAGGAGUUUAGUGUUUGUUAGGUAAAGGUUUCUGCUGAGAGAUGGAGCCGAGGGGUCGUGGAAGAGCACAAAGAGGCGGACGAGCUAGAGGUGAUCAGUCACAGCAAUCUUCUAAUCGUCCAGGACCUGGUCCCGGUCAGCAAAGAGGUGGCCAACAGGGCCAAUACAGGGGCGGCCAGCAAGGAGGUCCAGGACCUUACAGAGGAGGGCCACAGGGAGGCCAGGGUGGAGAUUACAGAGGGGGCCAACAGGGGCAAGGAGGCCAGGGUGGAGAAUACAGAGGGGGCCACCAAGGGCAAGGGGGCCAGGGUGGAGAAUACAGAGGGGGGCAAGGAGGCCAGGGUGGAGGAUACAGAGGGGGUCAGCAAGGACAAGGAGGCCAACACAGGGGAGGACCACAACCUCAACAACCACAAGCUCAACAACCACAAGGUGCUUGGGGAAGAUCUCAAGGGCCCAGACCACAACAAGGUCAAAGGGGUCCACAACAGCCACAGCAGCAACAGCAGCAGCAAUAUGGGGCUCCACAACAGCCACAGCAGCAGCAACAAUAUGGGGCUCCACAACAAACCCAGUGGGGACAGCAGAGACCUCAGGGACCACCUCAGCAACAAUCUCAAAGGCCUCAGCCACAAGCGCAACCUCAGAGGGCUCCCCAACAACAAACACCUGCAUGGGGUAGUAAGCCUGCUUUGAAAUGGGGCGAUGGUCAACAGGAAGCUACUCAGCAAUAUCAAGAAUCGACGCAACGGUUGGUUCAAAGUGGUGCUCCCAAAAAGGAGAUUCCAGCUGAGGCUGGUACCUCUAAAGAGUUCCCAAGAUCUUCAGGUCGUGGUAGCCAAGAGGGUGGUGAAGAUGGCGCUGGUCAAGGAGAUGGCUCUGCGGCUGGUGCCAAAGGUACUGGAACCCGCGAAAGGGGCGGUGGAAACGGAGCCGUUAGGGGACGUCUGAACAGGAACGAAAUAUUGGUAACGAAACCGAAAGGACUUACCAGCGAGGGCAAAAUGGGUACCAGUGGAAGCCCUAUCCACUUGACUGCGAACUUUUUCGAACUCAUCGAACACGCCUCAUGGCAUCUGGUACAGUACGAGGUGAAAUACAAACCUGACAUCGAUGACACGAAAGUUAAGAAGAGGUUGAUGUACACGGCUUUCAAAGAUGAACCGGCCGCCAAGGCUUAUAUUUUCGACGGAUCUACCAUGUUCACCCCCAUCAAAAUACAUUCCGAUCCUUUGGAGAAACUCGUUAACGAUGAAGCUUUCGGAAAUGUCCAAAUUAUCAUUAAACAAUCAGGAGUGCUCGCGUGGGGAGACUGGACCUACAUUCAGGUCUUCAAUAUCAUCAUCAGGAAAUGCCUGCACCUUAUGCGUUUCGAACUCAUACAGAGGAAUUACUACGAUGCUACCGCAAUUGAGGAUAUACCGAAUCAUCCCAUCCGAAUCUGGCCCGGUUUCUUCACAUCGAUCAGACAGUACGAACAAAAGAUUAUGAUGAACGUCGAUCUGUGUUUCAAAGUUAUGCGAAAAGACAAUUGCUACGAUUUACUUCUCGCCUGUAGCGAGAGGGGUAGCAGGUUCAACAUAGCGGAAUUCAAAAAGAGAAUGACCGGUAGUGUAGUGCUCACGUAUUAUAACAAUAAGACAUACAGGAUAGACGACGUCGAUGAUGAGAACACUCCACUCAGCCAGUUCACGAAGAAAGAUGGAACAAGGAUUUCGUAUAAACAGUAUUACUACGAGCGAUAUAAGAUCCAAAUUCAAGUCGACAACCAACCCCUGUUGGUCUCCAAGACGCAGGCGAGAGAAAGGAGGGCUGGUCUGCCGGAAGUUGUCAUACUAGUUCCUGAAUUAUGUCAAUUGACCGGUUUGACCGAAGAACAGCGGCAAAAUUUCCAGUUAAUGUCUGCUUUGGCAACGAAGACCCGAAUCCCCCCCGGGCCUCGGCAACAAAAAUUGGUUCACUUCGCCAAAAGGCUGACCAACAGCCAAGAGGCCAUGGCCGAAAUUAAGAAAUGGGACCUGAAACUUGCGGAUCGUUUGGUGCAGUUGAAGGGAAGGGUAUUGCCUAACGAAAUGAUCCAAGUAAGCCAAACGAUGAAGACGCCGACUAGCCACAAAGCCGACUGGAUGAACAGCUGUAAAUCGGGCAUGCUCGACCUGGCCCAAUUCGACCAGCUGAUCGUGCUCCAUCCCAACUGCAAGGACACCCAAAAUUUCAUCGGCGCGAUAGCGAAGGCGGCCGGUGGAAUGGGCUGGAGGAUGCCCAGGUUCACCAUUGAGAACAUCGGCAGGGCGGGCGUACCGGAUUACCUGAACGCCAUAGAUAACGUUAGGAUACAGAAAGGAGUCAUGACGCUAAUCAUAGCCAUCGUGCCCAACAAAAAUUCCGAGAGGUAUAACGCGAUCAAGAAGAGGUGUACCGUCGACAGAGGAAUUCCUUCCCAGGUUAUAUUGGAGAAACAGUUCCGCGCCAAAGGUAUCAUGUCGAUUGCUAGUAAGAUAGCAAUACAGAUGAACUGCAAACUUGGUGGUACGCCAUGGAGCAUCGGCGUCCCAUUGAACGACGUGAUGGUAGUUGGAUACGAUGUAUGCAGAGAUACCAUACAGAAAACGAAAUCGUUCGGUGGGAUGGUGGCAUCGAUGAACAACAUCCUCAGUAGAUAUUACUCGCAAGUGUCAGAGCACGCGUACGCUGAGGAACUGUCGCACAACUUUGCCGCAUUUUUAUGCAACGCAUGUGAUAUGUAUAGAAAAAUUAACGGAAAACUGCCUGUUAGGAUAUUGAUUUAUCGUGACGGUGUCGGAGAUGGACAAAUUCCCUAUGUUCACGAUAAUGAGGUAAACAUUAUCAAGGCCAAGCUCAGGGAGAAGCAUUAUCCGGAGGAAAAAUCUCUCAAGAUCUGCACUAUAAUAGUGACGAAGAGGAUAAACACUAGACUUUUCUACGGUGAUCAGAAUCCUCCACCUGGUACAGUUGUAGAUAACACCAUCACUUUACCUCAAAGAUUUGACUUCUUUUUGGUGAGUCAAUGCGUUAACCAAGGAACAGUUACCCCGACAAGCUUUAAUAUUAUUGACUUCGACAGUUUCGGUAUUAGUCCUGACAAGAUACAGGUGAUGACUUACAAAAUGUGCCAUUUAUACUUCAACUGGAGUGGAACAAUAAGAGUUCCCGCUCCUUGUCAGUAUGCCCAUAAACUGGCCUUCUUGACGUCUCAGAGCCUUCAUAGAGCGGCUCAUCCUAGCCUGGAAACAUUGCUUUACUUUUUAUAAAUUGAUUUCCUUUUUCUGAUUUAUAUUUUUGUACCUUGAGAAUUCUUUAUUAGUUAGUAGGCGUUUGAGAAAAAGUUUUGUUUUUUAUUUUUAAUAAAAUGUUCAAACCUUA